Micropterus salmoides (largemouth bass) is the source of this 1689-nucleotide messenger RNA. Its product is annotated as Y-box-binding protein 2-A-like. Gene Ontology annotation, biological process: regulation of gene expression. The record is from RefSeq and is a predicted model, not a curated record. NCBI's taxonomy places the organism in Eukaryota, Metazoa, Chordata, Actinopteri, Centrarchiformes, Centrarchidae. Bases 76 to 1074 code for a protein of 332 amino acids. Gene Ontology annotation, molecular function: nucleic acid binding. Gene Ontology annotation, cellular component: nucleus. The transcript has 10 exons.
AAGAAGAAGAAAAGUUUCGGGAAGAGCAGGAGGGAGGGGAUUCCGGAGUGGAAGUGUAGUAAUCCGACAGCGAGCAUGACCGACGCCGAGGCGCAGAGCGCUCCACCAUCGGCACCUGUGGAAGACAAGCCACAGCCUGAGAGGAAAGUCAUAGCCACCUUGGUCCAAGGCACAGUGAAAUGGUUCAAUGUGCGGAAUGGAUAUGGCUUCAUAAACAGGAAUGACACUAAAGAAGAUGUGUUUGUUCACCAGACUGCUAUCAAGAAGAACAAUCCUAGGAAAUUCCUCCGCAGUGUGGGAGAUGGGGAGGUCGUAGAGUUUGACGUGAUUGAAGCAACCAAGGGCUCAGAAGCAGCCAAUGUAACCGGUCCAGGCGGCGUUCCAGUCAAAGGCAGCCGCUACGCACCCAACAAACGCCGCUUCCGUCGGCGGUUCUUCCCCCGCAGCCCUAGGCCUGGUGAACAGGGCAAACCAGCUGAUGGCGAAGCCCCAGCUGCUGAGGGCGAGGGCGAAGGGGAGAAUGGUGGAACGAGACCUCCGCAGCGGCGCCGUAGGCCCCGCAGACCACGACCGGAUGCACAAGAAGGUGAGGCAGCAGAGCAAAAGAACGACGUAGCAGAGGGCGACCAAACGCAACGGCAGCCACAGCGUAGAUUCUGGCGCCCAUACCGCAGACCGUUCCGCCCUCGCCCGCCUCCUGAUCAGGCUGCAGACGACCAGCAGGCUGCUUCAGAAGAGAGCCAGGAGCAAAGCGGGGUGAAGCAGACGGAGGCAUCCGAGGGCCCCCCCACCAACGGAGAAGUAGCAGAGGGCCAGAAACCUCGCCGCCAGUCUAGACGCCGCAGGCAAAGGAACUCUGAAUCCUCUACCUUGAAAAACGAUACAGAGAGGUCUGCAUCAGAGCCUGGUACCCCCCCUCCGACCUCAAAACCAGCUGACCUUAAAUCCACGUCAAAAUCACCAAAGGGCUCCCCCAAAACCUCUCCUAAAACAUCGAAAUCACCCGAGGUAAGGCAGCUGCCACAAUGGUCCCGGCACCAACAGAGUGACUCUAGAGAGAGGACAGUCACGUGACCCUUGGCAAGAGGUCCUAGGGUUGGAGGACUGGACCUAUUUCAGAACACAUGCACUGCUCCCCCCCCCUCCCCAUCCUCCAACCCACCCCGUCCUGUUGUCCCUCUUGCCCGCUCCCCUCUCAUCUUGUGUUGUCCUGUCUAGACACUGAUGUUUGGAGAGGGAUGAGGUAGGGAAGAAGGGGAUACAGAUGGGUGGUGGGUGCAUUUUUAGAAAUUAUAAGUACAUCUUUAAAGGAAAAAACAGGAAAGAAUGGACAAUCUGCUUGGUAGCCCAGUUAUUCCAACCCCCCUGUAAAUGUUUUGUCUUUAAUUUCCUAGAUGGGACUCAUCAAGUAGUUUAUAGAGGAAUCAGCCUUGAUUUUUGUUCAACUUUUUUAAUUUGGUUGAAGAGGGGGAAAACCAAGCAAGUGUGAGGUUGGUGGUGCAUUAUGGGAGUCAGUUUAGUUCUGUUAUCACCUCAGUAAAUUCAUACUACUCCCUUUGUCUCCUCAGUUGAGGAUAGAUUGCUGAAAAAAAACUUUUGUUUUACUUAUUUGUGUGCUUUUCUUUGGAGGGGAUUAUGUGCAAUGUCAGUACUUAAAAUGCUAAUUAAUAAAUGUUUGCAAAACUGAAA